Molecule: messenger RNA, 1773 nt
Organism: Tetrahymena thermophila SB210
Lineage: Eukaryota; Ciliophora; Oligohymenophorea; Hymenostomatida; Tetrahymenidae
Product: AMP-binding enzyme family protein
Exons: 4
Source: RefSeq, a predicted model, not a curated record
AUGGGUUUUGCUAAUCUUGACAUUUUUUCAUAACAUUUCUACUUUAAUAUUGAAAAAAAACAGAUAAAGAAGAGCACGCUAAUUGGAUUAAUUUCCACUGUAGUCGUUUUAAUUGCUGCAGCAACCUACUAUAUAUAUUUGCUCGAUUUAUACAUAAAUAAUGAAAUAGAUCCUAUCUAUAGAUCUCAGAAUGUCAUAACUUCAGAAAGAAUAGAUAUCAAUCUAGAAGAUAACCUUAUAGCAUUUAGAUAUGAAUAUGACUACAACAAAGGCAUAGAUUUAUUGGAAGCUUAAAACAAUAAGACAUACUUGGUAAAUUAUGCUUAUUUCUACUACUCUGAUAGAUUUAGUAAUUAGCAAGUAACUUUGGAUGUAAUUGAAUGCACAGACUCUAACUUAAUUGGGUUUCACUGCAUUGAUUUUUCAAAUCUUAAGAAUUACACUUUAACUCUAAGUAAUAUUGAAAGUAUUUACUCUUAUAUAGGAAUUAUGACUUAUGGAUGCUUAGACUUAGACAGUGUUAAAACUACAAUUCCUUCAAAUUGCGCUUCUUAAUAAGAAAUUGAUUAAAUAAUAAAUGGUAUGAAUUCAGGUUUGAGGUUAAAAUUACUAUCAUCCUAGUUUAACACUUCUAAGAAGCAAAUGUAAGUUACCUACAGAAACUAAUUCAUUUAUACCGCAGCUAAUCAACUUAUUUAAACAAACAUAAAGACUUAGAAAUAGGUAACUACAGUAAAGGAAGGAAUGCUCAUUUUAUAAUCUACAAAUUAUUCUUCACCCAUCUAAUACGAUGUCUUCUUGCAAAGCUAUGAUAGGUAGUAUAGCAUUACAAAUAUCAAUUGCUCUGGAUAUAGCUUUGUUCUAAUAAAUGUUGAUGAAAUUGUCUAGGAGAUCAUUGUUCAGUUUCAGACUAUUCCAGAAAUUAUGGCUCUAGGAAAUAAUUUUUUUAUGCUAAUCAUGCAAAAUUUAUUUUAACAAAAUUACAUGAAAAUUUUAAAGUCUUCGAAACCACAAGUUGAAGAGAAGUAAGAAAAUUUUAAAGUGCCUUAAGUCAAAGCUAAUAACGAUACUAGCAUUUAAAAAGAGAAAUUAGAUAUAAGUGAAUAAAAAGGAGAAGCUGAUUAUUUUAAAAAUAGAAACUACUAAUAUUCCAGAACAACUAAGACAAAGAUAGAAAUAGAUUUUCAAUAAAUAAAACAAAGUUUUAAAGAAAGAAAUUUUUAUGAAAAGUUGAGAAACUCAAAUGUUUCUACACCAAGAGAAGCAAACACUCCUAUAGGUAGGUAUAAACUAGAUAAGUAUAUGCAGAAUUUUAAGGAAUUAUGCAGCCAAAAAUAUUCAUAAAUGAUUUACUAAAAUAUUUUCAAGACAAGGUUCCGUAAAAAGGAAGAAUACCUUUAAAGUCAAGGACUUAGUAAGUAGUCUCAGAAAUUUAUAGAAGACUAAUUAGUUAAAGACUUGAAUAUUUUUUAGCUCUAUAAGGACAUUUUAUUUUUAAAAAAGGCUAUUAUGAUCCUACUGGAUAAAUAGUAAUUAGCCGCACUAAAACUUGUUGGAUGCUCAUAAAAAUUUUUAGAAACUUAAAAGGAUAAUAUAGAUAGCGGUAUAAGCUUUCAAUCAAACGAUUGUAAAUUGAGCCAUUUCGAGGAGUAAUAUGCUGUUCUAAUAUCUGAAGAUCUUUAAUUAUAGAGUAUCUAACAAUUCAUCUAAAAGUGCAAAUCUGAAAAGUAUAUAAAUGAGAUUGAUAAAAGAAUAUUAUCUUCGAUAUCUUGA